AACAGCAGUGAGCAUGGAUGAAUCGGAUGAAUAGAUUAGAUCAAGGGAAAACCGUAAAUAUUCCAGCGGUCUGUUUGGACGUGGAAGGGCAUGUCGAGUUCACACAGCUGUCUGGUUAAACUAUGCUGGAUCGGGAUCUGAAUUCUGGGUAGUUUAGUUCAGACAAUGCGGUGUUCCUUUAAGGGGACUCGCUAGCACAGCAACGGGAGCACAGAGGAUUCAGAGCAGAAUGGAUGGAAAUAUUAGGGCUGUACCCCACUUUUCUUUACGAUCGGACCGGAUUAUACUGAAUACUAGCUUGUGAUUAAAGAAACUUGAUCCUCAAUCGAGUUUUAUUCACAUUAAUACAGCACAAGAUGCGCUACUUGAUCUAAAACUGAGCGUAAAUAGAUUCCGCUUUAUUGGAUUCUUUAGGAAGGAUGUCAUCGUUCACCCUGGAUCUGUGAUCACACCGACCGCCCUGCUGCUCCUCCUCACCCCCCUGUCAGUCCUCCACGAUCAUGGGCGAUCUAAGUCAAUCCAACGACUGGAAAAAGACCUUCAUUGUUCCUGCCAUCAAAUCUGUCGAUCAUUAUGACUUUAACAAAGCUAAAAUGCGCGCAAGCCUUGAAUGGCUGUUGGCCAAAGCUUUUGGUACAGACAGCAUCGCAAAUGACCUGCAGGAUCCGUUUUACACAGACCAGUACGAGCAGGAGCACGUGAAGCCGCCGGUGGCUGAACUGCUGCUCUCGGCUGACCUGUACUGCCGCGCAGGAAGCCUCAUCUUAAAAAGCGACGCUGCCAAACCCCUGCUGGGUCAUGACGCCGUCAUUCAGGCUCUGGCACAGAAAGGCUUGUAUGUCACCGACCACGAGAGACUGGUCACGGAGAGGGACCUGUGCAGAAGACCCAUUCUGAUGAGUGCCCACCUGGCGAUGAUUGACACUCUGAUGAUGGUGUAUACGGUGGAGACGGUGAGUGUGCAGAAAGUGAUGGUGUGUAUGCAGCAAUACUCCACAGACUGCGCUGACAAUGACGUACCCUAUGACACUGAGGAUGCCGUCAUCAGCUGGAUGAAUAAGGUGAAUGAAUACUUGAAAGAGAUCAUCAUCCUUGAGCAAAGGAGAGAGGAAGCGCAGAAGGCGGAACCUGUUGAGAUUCCAAAGUCCCCAACCAAAUGGUAUAUGAAGCUGGUUCCUACACGCUACAGAAAGGAGCAGACCUUGCCUAAAGCAAUACCCUGGAUCCCCCCGGUGGACAAUCUGCUGAAGGACAGUACGGACGGCUGUGCUCUGGCUGCCAUGCUGCAUUUCUUCUGUCCCGACCUCGUUAAAAUAGAGGAUUUGUGCCUGAAGGAAACCAUGUCACUGGCAGACAGAUUGUACAACCUGCAGCUCGUGCAGGAUUUCUGCCAACAGCACCUGAACAACUGCUGCCACUUCAGUCUGGAGGACAUGCUCUACGCCUCUUCUUCCAUCAAAAAUAACUACCUUGUGUUUAUGGCUGAGCUCUUUUGGUGGUUUGAAGUGGUAAAGCCAUCGUUCGUCCAGCCUCAGGUUUUGGUCAAUGAAGGACCUGCUCCAUUGCUAAAGGAUGUGCCAUCUGUGCCCAUCUCAAAAGUCACGAAGAGAAGCUUCAUGGAUAGACCUCCAAGUCCAGACAGACCAAGUCUCCCACUACGACCACAACCGUGUAAAUCAAACUCAGGUGGGAUCAGACGCUCAUCCUCCAUGUCGUUUGUUGACAGCUUUUUAGGGACGUGGCCCAAGGAGAGGAGAUCGGCUGCUGAGGGAGUGUCAUUUGACAUCCCAUUUGAUGAAGAAGACAGCCCUACUUCUACACCACCAAGCCGGGGAAUGACCAGGUCUGUAAGCACUGAGGGCUUUGGGCCCAAGGUAUCCCACGGGGCUAAAGGAAUGAAGCAAAACCUAUCCUUCCAGCCCAUCAUCGGCCAACACGUCAGGAUUGAGGAAGAGGGCUGUCCGGACUCACCGUUAGGAACAGAGCACAGUGGUUUGAAUGGCACAGAAUCACCUAGCAUUGAAGAAGCCCUGAAAAUGAUUCACAACUCGGACAAGCAGCAGCCGGUUUCCAAAGCUGAAGCAGAAAGUCAGGGCUUCUUCCUUCAUACUCAGGCUAAAGGAGAGCCACAUUCAAAAGCCCAAGCUGAAGAAGAUCUGAACUCGCUUUCAGAAACUAAAGACCUUUUGAGCUCUUCAGCUACAGAGAUGGACACCGGCAUCCACAUAAGAACAGAAGACAUUCAGGAGACUCUGGACGAAGACUCAUCUCUCAGAGACUGCACAAUGAGUAUGGAACUAGAUACAGACCAGUACUCUGAGACAAGAGCAUGUCACAGCCAGGAUUCCACCAGUCCAUGUCCCAGCAGCCUUGGCACCAAGUCACCUGUUCCUGACACUCCCACCACAUCGUCCAUGCCUGGCGUCAAGAUGACCAACUUUGCAGAGCAAAAAUUCAAAAAGUUCAAUCCUCAAUCCAGUGCCGAGGUCAGAGGAGGCAGCUCUCGGGGGACCACGCCUGAUAGUUCGGACCUCAACCUUUCUCAUUCCGUCUCCUGGGCCCCCUCACCGGAAGUGAGCCCUGUCCACCAGCCAUUAAAGGAUCCCGCCCAAGCCAUGGCUGCCGAAAUGGUCGAGCUCCGUAUGCGCCUGGAGGAGAAGCGGCGUGCCAUAGAGGCUCAGAAGAAGAAGGUCGAAGUCGCCUUUGCGCGUCACAGGCAGAAGAUGGGACGCAGUGCAUUCCUCACAGUGGUCAAGAGAAGAAAUGAGAACACCGCGCCAAUCCAGGAGGAUACCACAAGCUCAGGUGAUACCAAGACAGCACCUGAGACCAGAAAGUCUCCUGUAGUGUCUCCUGUAAAGUCUCCUGUUAAGUCCCUUGGCGAUGACGGCACCUCUGAGGCUGACCUACUGGAGUACACUCGCUCCAUCGAGAAGCUCAACACUUCUCUGAACUUCUUGCAGACCGAGAUGCAGCGGUUGGCACAGCAGCAGGAGAUCAUCAUGCAGAUGCGUGAGCAGCAGGCCUGGGUCGUUUCUACACCAAAGCCUUCCCCACAGAAACAGGUCCGGGAGCUCAGGGGAAGUGGGACUCGCUCGUCAGGCCCACCUUCACCUGCUGACUCCCCGUGUGUCACCCAUCGCUCCCCAACUAACAUCAAAAGGAAGUCAGCGUCCUUCCACUCCAAGACCCCACGGACUCCCAGGCCUACAGAGUUAAAGAUUGCUCCGUGUAACCGGGUUCUUACUGUUCCUCAGUCUGUGGACAGCAUUCCUCGUCUGAGAAGGUUCUCUCCAUCGCAGUCUGUAUCUAGCUCUUUUGCGUACUUUGGGACUGACCCAAGGUCUCUAUCGGGUGCUGACAAAGAUGACGUGACUGCUCCUGAGCCCUUUAGCACCGAAGGUUCUGCUGGUGACCUCGCUUCACCCAACAAAGACGUACAACAGCCUGUAAAGGAAUCAGAGAAAGGGACGGAUGGACAGAACAGUGUGCUGGAAAAUAAAGAAAAAGAUGAUACAAAAGAACUGGAGGAAGAAAUUAAGCCCACGGUGGAAUCCAGCGUCUCAGAGGUGCUGUCACAAGCUGUGAAAGAAACCGUCAUAGUAACACCGACCGAGAAGCCGGUCGACAAUGCUAAUCAGAGCAACAAAAACCUGAUCGAAGUGCCACUGUCAGACUUAAAGCCUUUUGAUGAACUGGAAUUGGAGGAGAGUGGGGAGAGACCGACAGCCAGUGAGAACCUUGACGAGGACCAGAAGAUGUGCUGUGGGUUCUUUUUUAAGGACGACAUGAAAGGGGAGGACAGCAUGGCCCUGAAGCGAGCUGCCCUCCUGGAGAAGAGGCUGAGGAGAGAGCGGGAGACUCAACAGAGGAAGCAGCAGCUUGAGGCUGAGCUGGAACAAAAGAAAGAAGAGGCCAGAUUGAAGGCGGAGGAGGAUCGGGUUAAGAAGGAGGAGGAGAAGGCCAGGCGGGAUUUCAUCAAGCAGGAGUAUCUGAGAAGGAAGCAGCUCAAGCUCAUGGAGGACAUGAAUACGCUGGUGAAGGCUCGGCCUGCCACGGCUAAGCAGAAGAAACCGCGACCCAAGUCGUUUCACAGGGACCUAGUUGAUUCUCCCAGGACCCCUGUUAGGGCGACACCAGGUUCACGACCUCGUGUUUUUUCAGUGUCCAGUAUCUCACUGGCCUCUCUCAAUCUUGGAGACACUGACAGCGUUAUAUCUGAAAAAAGAACACCCAGGCCGGACUCAGCUGACAGCUUCCUGUCUCCUUCUCUGUCUGGGAGCCAUAAUGAAGAAAAGGACUGGGAAAAUGCAUCUACCACCUCCUCUGUCACUUCAAUCACUGAGUACACAGGUCCCAAGCUGUACAAAGAACCGAGUGCAAAGUCAAAUAAGCAUAUUAUUCAGAAUGCUCUGGCUCAUUGUUGUCUGGCUGGAAAGGUCAACGAAGGGCAGAAGAACAAGAUCCUUGAGGAAAUGGAAAAAACAGACGCCAACUGCUUCCUAAUCCUCUUCCGGGAUUCGGGCUGCCAGUUCCGUGCCCUCUACACGUACUGCCCGGAAACAGAACAGAUCAACAAGCUGACAGGCAUUGGUCCCAAGAACAUCUCGCGCAAGAUGAUCGAUGGCCUGUACAAGUACAACUCGGACCGGAAACAGUUCAGCCGUAUCCCGGCCAAGACCAUGUCUGCCAGCGUGGACGCCGUUACCAUCCACAGCCACCUGUGGCAGACCAAGAAGCCCGGGACACCGAAGAAAGUGGCACCUAACAAGUCCUAACACAUUUCAGUAGUGUUCCUGCUCUGAAUUACCAACCUGCAGGAACACAAAUGAAUUCAAAUAAUGCACU
Molecule: messenger RNA, 4848 nt
Organism: Trichomycterus rosablanca
Lineage: Eukaryota; Metazoa; Chordata; Actinopteri; Siluriformes; Trichomycteridae
Gene: camsap2a
Product: calmodulin regulated spectrin-associated protein family, member 2a
Exons: 18
Coding region: 501-4778 (1425 amino acids)
Biological process (GO): neuron projection development; cytoplasmic microtubule organization; negative regulation of microtubule depolymerization
Cellular component (GO): microtubule minus-end
Molecular function (GO): spectrin binding; microtubule minus-end binding; calmodulin binding
Source: RefSeq, a predicted model, not a curated record